Messenger RNA from Puntigrus tetrazona (Sumatra barb), 345 nucleotides. Its product is annotated as bromodomain-containing protein 3-like. The record is from RefSeq and is a predicted model, not a curated record. Gene Ontology annotation, biological process: regulation of DNA-templated transcription; chromatin remodeling. NCBI's taxonomy places the organism in Eukaryota, Metazoa, Chordata, Actinopteri, Cypriniformes, Cyprinidae. The transcript is spliced from 2 exons. Gene Ontology annotation, cellular component: chromatin; nucleus. Bases 22 to 330 code for a protein of 102 amino acids.
AAUAAUGACUUGUAUUGUCUCAUGCAGGAUUAUUACAAGAUCAUUAAACAGCCCAUGGAUAUGGGCACUAUCAAGAAAAGACUGGAAAACAAUUAUUACCGCAGUGCCAGUGAGUGCUUGCAGGAUUUCAACACCAUGUUUACCAACUGCUACAUCUACAACAAGCCAACAGAUGACAUCGUCCUGAUGGCUCAGUCUCUGGAGAAGGCUUUCCUGCAGAAGGUCGCACAGAUGCCCCAAGAGGAGGAAGAGAUUCCUGCACCUGUCCCUAGGGGCAAACAGGGCAAACCUAAAAAAGGACACAAAUUAAGUAAGAAUGAGGGGGGGUGAACCUGAAAAACCGAU